GCGCUGAGCCCUUGUGUGCUAUAUGAGUGUGAGUGCGUGUGGGUUUGUAUGUGUAUGUUACUCUUUCGUCUCUUUCAUGCCUGUUGGUAGCAAGCGCUCUCGCUGCUGCAGCAGUCGCUUGUUUUUCGCUCACUCAACAGCACGGCCAUAGCGCGUUGUUGGCGUACUUAUUAUUUUUUGCAAAGAAGAAGCAGCAGCAGGAGAAGAAACAGUGCAGAAGUUUUGUUGACACCGAAAGAAAAAAAAAUACCCUAAUACAGACUGAGAACAACAAGAGCAAAAGUUAAAAACUAGGCGUGACGACACAAAAGCGUGCAAUCUAAAGACCUUUCUAGUGUAUUAAGACGAAAGUGAAAAUCGAAGUAAGAAGAAGAGCGUGCGGUUAAUAAAACAACAACUGCAAAUGAAUAGUCCUCGCACAAACGGCGCCAUAUCAGCGCUGCCCAGCACAUUGGCGCAGUUGGCGUUGCGCGACAAGCAGCAGGCGGCAUCGGCGUCGGCAUCAAAUGGCAGCGACUCCUCAGCAGCAGCGCAGCGUCCACAGACGCAGCCGCCCAGUGUGCCAGCAGUAACGGCAGCCGUGAAUAAACUGCAGUUGUCAGAUACAUCUGCCAGUGUGACCAGCUCAAAUGGUGACUCGAACAAGUUGACGCACGACUUGCAGGAGAAGGAGGCACAGCAGCAGCAGCUGAAACCACAGAAACCACCACUGCCAGUGCGACAGAAACCAAUGGAGAUUGCCGGCUACGUGGGAUUUGCCAAUCUACCAAAUCAGGUAUACCGCAAGGCGGUUAAGCGUGGCUUUGAGUUCACGUUAAUGGUGGUGGGUGGCAGUGGACUGGGCAAGUCCACGUUGAUCAAUUCCAUGUUCCUGUCGGACAUCUACAAUGCGGAACAGUAUCCGGGUCCGUCUCUACGCAAGAAGAAGACGGUGGCGGUGGAGGCCACCAAGGUGAUGCUCAAGGAGAACGGCGUCAACCUGACGCUCACUGUGGUGGAUACGCCGGGCUUUGGCGAUGCCGUGGAUAACAGCAAUUGCUGGGUGCCAAUACUGGAGUAUGUGGACAGCAAGUACGAGGAGUACUUAACAGCCGAGUCUCGUGUCUAUCGCAAGACAAUCUCCGAUAACCGUGUGCACUGCUGCCUGUAUUUCAUCGCACCUUCGGGUCAUGGUCUGCUGCCCUUGGACAUUGCCUGUAUGCAGAGUCUGUCGGAUAAGGUUAAUCUGGUGCCGGUUAUUGCCAAGGCCGAUACCAUGACGCCGGAUGAGGUGCAUCUGUUCAAGAAGCAGAUACUCAAUGAGAUUGCUCAACACAAGAUUAAGAUCUAUGAUUUUCCCGCCACUCUCGAAGAUGCCGCCGAGGAGUCCAAGGCCACACAAAAUCUACGCAGUCGUGUUCCCUUCGCCGUUGUUGGUGCGAAUACCAUAAUUGAGAUAGACGGCAAGAAGGUGCGAGGACGUCGAUAUCCUUGGGGUCUGGUUGAGGUUGAGAACCUGACACAUUGCGAUUUUAUUGCACUUCGGAAUAUGGUCAUUCGCACACAUCUGCAGGAUCUGAAGGAUGUGACGAACAAUGUGCACUACGAGAACUAUCGAUGUCGCAAACUAUCGGAAUUGGGUCUGGUCGAUGGAAAGGCGCGUCUGUCAAACAAGAAUCCGCUCACCCAGAUGGAGGAGGAGAAGCGGGAGCACGAGCAGAAGAUGAAGAAAAUGGAGGCCGAAAUGGAGCAGGUCUUUGACAUGAAGGUCAAGGAGAAAAUGCAAAAGCUCAAGGACUCCGAACUGGAGAUGGCCCGUCGUCACGAGGAGCGCAAAAAGGCGCUGGAGCUGCAGAUACACGAGCUGGACGAGAAGCGGCGAGAGUUUGAGCGGGAGAAAAAGGAGUGGGAGGAUGUCAAUCACGUAACGCUAGAGGAGCUCAAACGACGUAGUCUGGGUGCAAACAGCAGCACCGACAAUGUUGAUGCUAAGAAGGAGAAGAAGAAGAAGGGUCUGUUCUAAGCAGGGACCGCAAAUAAGAGUUAUGA
Messenger RNA from Drosophila innubila, 2028 nucleotides. It is a transcript of the gene pnut, whose product is annotated as protein peanut. Gene Ontology annotation, biological process: cytoskeleton-dependent cytokinesis; cilium assembly. Gene Ontology annotation, molecular function: GTP binding; GTPase activity; molecular adaptor activity. The record is from RefSeq and is a predicted model, not a curated record. Bases 404 to 2002 code for a protein of 532 amino acids. The transcript has a single exon. Gene Ontology annotation, cellular component: septin complex; microtubule cytoskeleton; septin ring. NCBI's taxonomy places the organism in Eukaryota, Metazoa, Arthropoda, Insecta, Diptera, Drosophilidae.